Metarhizium album ARSEF 1941 is the source of this 3024-nucleotide messenger RNA. RefSeq names its product Amino acid adenylation. The record is from RefSeq and is a predicted model, not a curated record. The transcript is spliced from 6 exons. The coding region runs from base 1 to 3024 and encodes 1007 amino acids. Lineage: Eukaryota; Fungi; Ascomycota; Sordariomycetes; Hypocreales; Clavicipitaceae.
AUGAACAACUCUAGGAAACCUCAUGAUACCUGCACCUCACCUACAAGGGACUUCACUCACGGUGAGGCAGUGUACUGUCCCUUCCCAACAGUCACGUCUGCCUUCUUCCACCAUGCUGCCACUAUCCCCUCAGUCAAGGCCGUCAGAGACCUGUCUUCUGGCAUCGAGAGGGUGCUUACAUACCGGGAGCUAGCCAUCCAUGCCCAAUCACUUGCUGCGCGGCUGCGAAGGUUGGGCGUGGGCCCUCACCAAACCAUCCCGCUGGUUGUGAAGAGAGGGGCUGAGAUGGUGAUUGGCAUAUUAGCCAUAUUAUCCUGUGGUGCGCAGUACGUGCCUCUGGAUGGUGGUGUAGUCCCGGAUUCUACAAUCAGACUUGUUGCAGAGCAGUGUGGCGGCCAGACUGUGGUCUGUAUAACAUCAACCGAGGGACGCAUCAGAAAGCUCCUGCCCACGCUGAGCCCCGUAGUGGUCGAGCACACUCCAAUUGAGGACGAGAAAUAUGAGACCCCCGAGUCUUGGGUUGAUGCCGCGUCCGCCGACUCUGGAUGCUACGUCAUUUACACUUCUGGAACCACGGGCAAGCCCAAGGGUGUGGAUGUCACGCAUAAAAACGUAACCAACCUUGUGUGCCUGUCUCCUGGUGGGUUGGGCAUCCGGCCGGGAACGGCAGUUGGACAAGUUCUGAACAUCAGCUUCGACAUGGCCGCUUGGGAGAUUUUCUCAUGUCUUUGCAAUGGUGGCACACUUGUCCUGAGAGGCUCCAAGUGGGAGCGUACGUAUCGGAAACAAGCAGCUUGGCUGACAGCAGCGUUCCUGUCUUACCAGAUUGACGUAUUCAUUUGCACACCCACGAUUCUGUCAAAGUACCACCCCAAGCUACAUCCCAACAUCAAGGUUGUCGCAACCGCUGGAGAAGCUACCUCGCAGGAUCUGGCCGAUCUCUGGGCAACUCAUGCAACAUACUGGAACUGCUGCGGACCAACCGAAACAACCAUUGUCAACACAAUGUCCAAGCAUGUCGCUGGCGAGCCUAUUUCCAUUGGCCGCCCGACUCCCAACAACUCGGUUUAUAUUCUAGACAAUGAUGGCCGAGCCGUACCUGUGGGUGUGGCUGGUGUGAUGUGGGCAGGCGGCCACGGUGUGACUCGUGGCUACGUGGGGCUCGAAUCCAAGACAAAGGAAACCUACAUUCCAGAUCCCUUUGCAAAUGACGGAUCCAACAUGUACUGCACGGGCGACCUGGGGAGGUGGAGAGAAGAUGGGAACAUUGACAUCUUGGGCAGAGUCGACGAUCAGGUCAAGGUCAAGGGUUUCCGAGUGGAACUGGAUGGAAUAUCGUCUUCUCUGGCUUCCGCGCCUGGAGUUACCCGUGCAACCGCCCUUCUAAUCGAGGGAGACAUCCAUGGGUUCACAACGCCAUCCGGCCAGGACGAGGAAUCGAUCCUCGCUCACACCAAGAAAUUGCAGCCGUACUAUGCCAUUCCGUCCAAGCUUCACCAACUGCAAAUGUUCCCCACCACCGCCAAUGGGAAGAUUGACAAGAGCGCUCUUCGUCUCAUGGCUCUUGCGCCUGAAUCAAGGCACGAGACAGAGAACUACGACGAGGAAGCUGCAAUCGGCAGCGACCAGAGCACCCUGGCCGAGAUCAGGUCCAUAUCGUCCUCGUCCACACUGACAGAGCUGGAGAAGCCCAAGCUCGACCUUUCGAGAGACAUUCCGGAAAAGAAACUGCCGAAACACUUGCGAGGGUUUCGAUACCGGAUUGCCAUUGUUUACCGAUUUCUCUUCAGUCUUGUCGGCCUGCUCAAUAUCGGCGCCCUUGUCGCCCUGCUGCUGGUCAAGCCGGGGGCGGAGUGGCUCGCCACCCUGACGGCGGCAAACUUGGUCCUGGCCGUCCUGGUCCGCCAGGACGUCGUCAUCAACGUGCUGUACACGGUGACUUGCUCUCUCCCCAAGACGGCUCCCUUGUGGAUGCGAAGGCGCUGCGCAAAGAUUUACCACCUGGGUGGUGUUCAUUCCGGCGCCGGAGUCUGUGCCACCUCGUGGCUUCUCGGGUCCACAUUCCGGUCGACAGUCGCCUACACGCAGAAUAAGACGAAUGAUUCCAUCGCGACCCUCAUGGUCUCAUGGAUGCUGUGUACACUGUGCUGCGGCUUGGUGGGAUUCGCCCAUCCUACAUUCCGCAAGAGGUACCACAAUCAAUUCGAGGCAAUUCAUCGGUUUGCUGGCUGGUCAGCGCUGGCCCUGUUCUGGGUGCGCACCAUGUUCUCGGUGCGAGACGUCACGCCUGCCGGCGAAGACUUUGGGCUUGCUCUCGUGAGGACGCCGGGGUUCUGGAUGCUCGGCGUGGCCACCUGCAGCGUCGCCUCCUCGUGGUUCUGGCUGCGCAGGGUGCCCGUCAAGGCCGUUCCGCUCUCCGACCACGCAGUCGUUCUCUCAUUCGACUACACGGUUCCCGUCAACGGCAGUUUUACGAGAAUCUCGAGGCGCCCGCUUUUCGAGUGGCACUCGUUUGCCACGAUCCCCGCGCCCGAGCCAUCUGCCAUGACGGAGAAGCCCGGCUAUUCUCUCGUCGUUUCAAACGCCGGAGACUGGACCAAGGAUUGCAUCCGCAACGCCCCUACCAAGCUGUGGGUGCGUGGUCUGCCCACGUGCGGCGUCAUGAGAAUUGCCACCCUGUUCAAUCGCAUUGUUGUCAUCGCCACUGGCUCCGGAAUCGGCCCUCUUCUUGGUCACAUUGGCCAGCCCAGCUGCCCGACUCAGCUCAUCUGGUCAGCUCCCAAUCCCGAAAAGACGUUUGGCAAGAAAGUUCUCGACACGGUGUACGGCUCCAUCCCAGACGCCAUCAUUCACGACACCAAGCAACUGGGCCGCCCGGAUCUGGUCAAGAUGGGCUACAACCUCGUCAAAGACUUCGGAGCCGAAGCUGUGAUUAUCAUUGCAAACGAAAAAAUUACCAAAAAGGUGGUUUACGGCCUCGAAACACGAGGAAUCCCCGCAUAUGGCGCCAUCUGGGACAGCUAG